AAAAAAGGUCAAAUCAACAUUUUUAUGCCACACAACUCCACGGACGCAUCACGCACCUCUUCUUGAUAUUUGAUACACCCGAACCUCUUCCCCCACAGCAAUCAACACGACGACCACCAUGGCCACGCGGCGGCCCACGCAACACCGCUUUUGUUCCCACCUCGCUGGCGUUGCCGCAACCUUUCUCCUCGCCGCACUCCAUGCGCCGCUCACCCUCGCUCAAGAGCAACCGCCGCCGUGGCUUUCGUGCGGCCCCUCCCCGGUCAGCGGCAACUACACGGAGAACAGCAUCUACCAAGCCAACAUCAAUCGACUGUCUGCCACCCUCCCCAAGAACGCCUCCUCCUCCACCGUCCUCUACGCCACAGACCGCGUCGGCUCCAUCCCCGAUGUCGUCUACGCCCACGCCCUCUGCCGUGGCGACGCCAACGCCUCCGCCUGCGAGAGUUGCGUUGCGACCGCCUUCCUGGGCGCGCAGCAGGGGUGCCCGCUCUUCAAGGACGUCAUGAUCUUCUACGACCUCUGCCAGCUCCGCUUCUCCAACCGGAAUUUCUUCCUGGACAAUGACUACAUCGUCGACACGUACAUCCUGCAGGGCUCCCAGGCCGUGAGCACGCCGGCGGACGCGUUUGACGCCGCCGUCCGCCUGCUCGUCAACGCCACCGCCGACUACACAGCGGAGAACUCGUCCAAGAGAUUCGGCACGGGAGAGGAGGGCUUCGACAAUAGCAACCCCAAGAUUUACGCGCUGUCGCAGUGCACGCCGGACAGGACGGUGGACACCUGCCGCACCUGUCUUAGCACCAUUAUUGGGCAGCUGCCCAACUAUUUCAACGGAAGGAAUGGUGGGGGAGUUUUCGGGGUGUGGUGCAACUUCCGGUAUGAGGUGUAUCCUUUCUUCUCCGGCGGCUCGCUUCUGCAGCUUCCGGAGCUCGUGGCGACGCCGCCAGCACCUGCACCACCGGCGACCAGAAGACAAGACAAAUCGAGAAAUAAGACAGCUAUAGUCCUGCCAAUUGUGAUGCCUAUAGCCGGUGUACUACUGGCCAUAACUGUGACAUGCUUUUGGAGGAGGAGAAGAUCAGCAGCAGAAUCUUUUCCACCUUACUCAAUUAGUUCAGAUGGCAUUCAAAGUGCUGAUAUGCUUAUUCUGGAUCUAUCAACACUACGAGUUGCUACUGAAGACUUUGCCGAAAGCAAAAUGCUCGGUAAAGGAGGGUUUGGUAUAGUUUAUAAGGGAGUCCUACCUGAUGGUCAAGAAAUAGCGGUGAAAAGGCUUUGUCAGAGUUCUAGACAAGGAAUAGGAGAGCUAAAAAGUGAACUAGUUCUGGUUGCUAAGCUUCACCACAAGAAUCUUGUGAGGCUUAUAGGUGUUUGCUUGCAAGAUAAUGAGAAAAUACUUGCCUAUGAAUAUAUGCCCAAUAGAAGCCUUGAUACGAUUCUUUUUGAUUCUGAGAGAAACAGAGAGCUAGAUUGGGGAAAGAGAUUCAAUAUUAUCAAUGGAGUUGCUAGAGGAUUACAAUAUCUCCACGAAGAUUCUCAACUGAAGAUAGUUCACCGGGACCUGAAAGCAAGCAACAUUCUAUUAGACUUCGAUUACGUACCUAAGAUCUCUGACUUCGGCUUAGCAAAGAUUUUUGGAGAAGAUCAAUCAAAAUAUGUCACCCUUCGUGUUGCUGGGACAUAUGGAUACAUGGCACCAGAAUACGCCAUGCGUGGUCAGUAUUCAAUCAAGUCAGACGUGUUUAGCUUCGGUGUGUUGGUUUUAGAGAUUGUCACAGGAAGAAGAAACAGUGGCUCAUUUAACACCGAGCAAGAUGUUGAUCUCUUAAAUCUUGUGUGGGAGCACUGGACCAGGGGAAAUGUCAUCGAGUUGUUCGAUCCAUCUUGGAACGACCAUCCUCCCAUUGAGCAGAUGUUGAAGUGCAUCCACAUCGGGCUACUGUGUGUUCAGAGAAAACCUGCAGCUAGGCCGACAAUGUCGUGGGUAAGCAUCAUGCUUAGCAGCAGCACGGUGCGUCUCCCUUCUCUUUCCAGGCAAGACUUCUUUAUGCAGGAGGUUACUGCGAAUGACAGCUCCAUUUCAGCAACACGGCCAGGAGCUUCAGGGUGCACCGAUAAUUCAGUAGAAAUGUCAUGUAACGAAGCAUCAGUCACUGAGCUCUUGCCAAGAUGAGUAUUGACUGUUCAAGCAGAUUAUUGCCGAAUCAGUUGCGUGCUAGUAUUUCUUUUCUCGUUCUUCGAGAUAAGGCUGAAUUGUCCAUGCAAUUUGUAAAAGUCGUUGUGAUGUUAACGUUAUACGGUACUAUGACAGAGGUACGGUUAGGAAAUAAAUAUGUGAAAGUAAUAGAUCCAUCGAGACAAUGCACGUGAGAUCACACACGACAUCAGAGGAAUGAUAUU
Messenger RNA from Phragmites australis (common reed), 2403 nucleotides. Its product is annotated as cysteine-rich receptor-like protein kinase 6. The transcript is spliced from 7 exons. Gene Ontology annotation, biological process: protein phosphorylation. The record is from RefSeq and is a predicted model, not a curated record. Gene Ontology annotation, molecular function: ATP binding; protein kinase activity. NCBI's taxonomy places the organism in Eukaryota, Viridiplantae, Streptophyta, Magnoliopsida, Poales, Poaceae. The coding region runs from base 119 to 2176 and encodes 685 amino acids.